Molecule: messenger RNA, 216 nt
Organism: Orbilia oligospora ATCC 24927
Lineage: Eukaryota; Fungi; Ascomycota; Orbiliomycetes; Orbiliales; Orbiliaceae
Exons: 1
Coding region: 1-216 (71 amino acids)
Source: RefSeq, a predicted model, not a curated record
AUGGACCCCCAAAAUUUUGGAGAAUUUUCGACACUAGAAGAGCGAGAUUGGCAACCUGCGAUAGCGCUUCCAAUAGACCCAAAGCCUCGAAUCCAGGAACUACGGACGAUGUUGAACGAUCCGGCAACUUGCCAAGAACAGAUCCCUAACAUUAAAGCAGCCAUCGAAGCUUUAGAAUCCGAUGAAAAGCCAGAAUUAGUUUACCAGGAUGGCUAA